Molecule: messenger RNA, 5450 nt
Organism: Columba livia (rock pigeon)
Lineage: Eukaryota; Metazoa; Chordata; Aves; Columbiformes; Columbidae
Product: P2Y purinoceptor 2
Exons: 2
Coding region: 1108-2175 (355 amino acids)
Biological process (GO): G protein-coupled receptor signaling pathway
Cellular component (GO): plasma membrane
Molecular function (GO): G protein-coupled receptor activity
Source: RefSeq, a predicted model, not a curated record
CUCAAUGAUCUUGAGGGUCUCUUCCAAGCAAAAUGAUUCUGUGAUUCUAUGAUUAUGAUAGAUGUGAGGUUCCCAAAUGGCCAGGGCUUUACUGCUGGGGAGACACCAAGGGGCUUACAAGCUGCAUCCCAAAAAGGGGCAGGCUCAGCGCCUGCCAGGCAGAGCUUGGUGCUGCUGUGAUGGUCUCACUCCUUAGCUCAUUGUCAUUCCUGCUAACAGGAAUCUGGCACAAUUUUGGGUCAGUCUAUGGUUACAGUUGUGCUCCCUGGGAAGAGCAGCUGGGUGCUGUGCCCCAACCAGCCUCCCAGCUGCUGGCAAUGAAGAGGCAAUAAAGGGCGUGAGCUGGUGUGGGUGGAGGGAGCAGCGUCUGCCACCUGCCCCGUGGUCCUCCAGGAGAGACCCGACCACGCAGUGGAGAUGCUCCUGUCACCAGGCUGUGAGUGAACCCAACGGGCUGUCCUGUCUGAGGGGACAGUGGGACAAAUCUGGGGACAGCGGCCGAGCAAGGUGGGCGGAGGGUGCCUGGGGCUGUCCUGUCUGCAGGGCUGGGCAGUCUGGCAGCGGGAGGAGGUUGGCGAGCCACUUGUGAACUGCACUGUAGCAAAAACAUCUGAAAUAAUUGUAGUGUGCAUGGUGCUGGGAUCUCACUAAUUACUUUAGAUGGAGAGGGGUUUGGAACCAAGCGGUAGCAGUAUCUUCUGUUUCAUACUCCCCCGUGAGCAGCAGUGAAUGAGCUGCGCCUGUGGUUCCUUCAUAGCCCUUUCUCUUUCCUUCGCAGCACAAAGUCAAGCUGAGUGUAGUGGGUUUCAGUUUGGUUCCCAUGAGGUCAUAUAUUUGUGUAUGAAAGGCAAGACCCCUUGCACCUGCCGGCUCUGCUCCUGUGGAGGCUAGGAUAAAAAUGGGUCAACUUUUGGCCACAGAUCUUCAUGAUUAGGAAUCAUUCAAAAACCUGCCUCUGCUGGUUCUGUCACUGUUGCCUCUGAUCCAGCUCAGCCUUACGAUGAUGAGCUCCAGUGGUUUCACUGUGUUCUCUCUUCCACCCCAUCCUUCGCAGGUCAGCGCAGAGGCUUUUCCUACAUCCCUGGAGCCGCUGGCCUCCUCUCCUUCAUGAACACCAGCGUGGACUGCAUGCCCCAGGGGCUGCCCCCCGCCAUCCCCGCCCUGGGGACCCUUCUCCUGCUGGCCAGUGUCCUGCUGAACGGUGCCAGCUUCUGGGUGUUCUGCUGCCGCAUCAAGCAGUGGGAUCCGGGCAUGAUCCUGCAGUUCAGCCUGGUCCUGGGAGAUGUCCUGAUCAUCCCUGUUGCUCCGCUCAGGAUUUCCUAUCUCAGCCUUGGCAACCGGUGGCCAUUUGGGCAGUUUCUCUGCCAGUUUGAAGUGUUCCUGAACAGCACCCACGUGUACAGCAGCAUCUAUUUCCUGACGCUCAUCUGCAUCCACCGGUACUUUGUCGUUGUACGGUACAAAAGCAAGUCCCUCUGGAAGAAGAGGAGCUUCCUGAGAAAGCUGUGCUUGUUCGUCUGGCUCAUCCUCUUUAUCCAAGGGCUGCCUCUCUUCUUCCUCCUCGAGACUUCAGUUAUUAAUGGCUCAGCAAAGUGCCUAAAUAUUCAUCAGUCAGAGUUGUCCUCCGCUUAUUUCUUCUACAACAUGGUUUUCAUUGUGCCCUCUUUCCUCCUGCCCCUUGCCAUUUCCUUGACUUGUGGAGCUCUGUUGGGAGCUGCCAUUGCUAAAGCAGCAAAGAAAAGCUCCAGAGGCAAGAAGAUAAAGAGCAGGUCUCUGCAGAUGAUAACGGUGUCUCUGGUGAUUUUUGCUGUCUGCUUUGGCCCUCUGCACAUCUGCAGGACUAUUGCUGUUGUUGUGAAGUACUAUGGCAUGUCUUGCAAGCUCUUGCACCAAGUAGAAUUUGCCUACUACAUCAGCUGGGUGUUCACCAUGGCAAACACCUGUCUGGAUCCCCUGAUUUAUGUGUUUGCUAAUGACAAGUUUAAAAGGAGCUUGCUGACUCCAUUCAAAAACGCCGCGGCAUCAAGAGCGGUGUCUGUGCGAGCACUGGGCCGAGGAGCGGGCAGGUCUGAGUCCUGCAUCCCAGCGCAGGGAGAAAUAACCCGUGUCCAGGAACCUGAUUGUCCCUUGGACACCCAGAAGUCGGCAUCUCCCCAGCCCUGGAGACAGUCCUGACCUGAUUGCUGCUGUGAUGGGACCUGGCAUGCAUUUACCCAUCAGUUACCUCUUUCCAGAUGAGAAUAAAAGGUGGCGAAUGUUGAACCGUGCAUGAAUAGUACAGGAGGGAGAUACAUGGAUGGGGAAAGGUGCUUUAUCAGCCUGGUAAGAACCCCACAUUUAGUCUGUUGGAAAGUCCUGAGAAACUGAGUCCAGUCUUAUCCCCAGAAACAUUAGUUUAAAAGCCUGCAAGAAGCUACCUCCAUCCCACCCUGUUUUUCAUGCUGGAGGAUGCAAGAAGGCAGUGCUGGGGACACUGGCUGCAUGAGCUUCAAACUGGAUUUCCAUAACAGAAAGCAAGGUGCAAAAAUGACAUUACAGGGCUGUAACAUCAUUCACUUCAACACUGUGUGCUCCAGCUCUUCCCUGCCUCGGUUCAUCACUGUGUAAAAGAUACCCAGCCACGCAGAGCUGUCCUGAAUAAAUGCAGUUGCACCUUUGAACAAGAUUUAAUGCUGUUAUACAGCGGCAAACUAUGGGAAAGAAUGCAACGGAGCAAAUGCUAGAGCCAGGAGCGGAGAGAGGAGAUGCUCUUCUAGUUAAGGCAAUAGCUUGGAAGUGUGGAGUUUAUUUUUAGGCUUCGCUGUAAAUGUACUCCGUGAGCAUGACACAGGAUCCAUGUUUCACUUCUCUGUCUCUCAGACUGGUCUUUCCCUUUAGCUGUCUUGCCUCUUUGAACAGAAAACCUAUGGUUAGAGAUCGUAGCUGCAAUUUGCUGUUUGUAUCAGCAAAGCCAAACCCAGAGAUCUUGGGUUUUGUCUGGGUUUUGUGAAGAAUUUUGUACAAAUAGCAGCACUUAUUACAAUGGGGAGAAAGUCCACAUCUCCUGAGAUUAAUUGGGCUGUAGUUGGGAUUUUCAUGAAGGUUUUGGUUCGCAGGGCUCCAGUUCAGCUGAUGGCACCAAAGCAGGGGCUGGGAUGGACACCUGGGGGGACGUGUCCAGUGCAGGGGUAGGUGCAGAAAGGCAGAUUGCAGGGUCUGCUCUAAUGUACCCCAACAAAUAAUGUGUUUAUCCUAGAAACCAGUAUCAAGGGCAGGGUAGAAGUGACUGAGAGAUUCAUUUUCUAACUUGGCUUCUCUCUACUAAUUAAUUCUUUGACUAAUCCCUGCCCGUCUGCCUCACUGGGGGUUGCUGUGAAGCUUAAUUGAAUUUGUGUCUAUAAAGCACCUUGUAAGCUCAGAGGAAAGGUGGUGUUGCCUGCUGUUAGUAACGCUCUUGCUGGAUAAAUCCUGUUGCAAAACCCAGAGCUCUGCCUCACGCAGGCGCGGGGGCGGCAGCAAACAGCACUUGGUUUCGGGCUCUUACGUAGAGGAGGAAAUACGUCUGUGCUCUUGAUUUGCUGCAUAAAUAAGGGGACUUUUGCCUGUGGAAAAGGAGCCUGUCCCAGUCCCGAUCACUGCGUUUGCCAAAGUGCUCUGCAAAAAGGUGAUGCCCCAUAUUUCAAAACCCAGGUGAACAAGUGAUGGGGAGGGACUGAAACAGGAUAAGCUCCUUUUAUUUCACCAGGGAGCAUAACUCUGAUGAUUUUGAUGAUAAACACUUCUCCAGAUCAAUAUUCACCCUUCUGUUCUUAACUACCUCCCGGUUAGUAAUUCACUUGGGACAAACAGCUUUAAAACCCAGGGUUGUUCAGGCAAGUAAAGACACAACAAAUAAUCAGGAACUAAAAGGUAUCUGCAGUCCUGCGAGCCACCAUAUCCCAUCCUACAUUUAAAACCCCAAACCUACCACAAGCACCACCACAAAUCCCAUUUUCUUUCCUUGGUUUGAGCCGUUAUUGAGCAUUUAGCAGCUCCAGUAAAGUCACCGUAUUCCAGACAUGUUUGAUUUGAAUAAACUUUUGGGAAUAUGGUCCCUAUUCACUUGCAAUCCAGAAAGUGAUUUUUAGUGAAAAGUUUUAGUGUUUUAAGGUGAUUUUUCUUAUGCCUUUCUGAGAUGAACUUGUGUGCUUAUAGGGAGCAUGACCAUACCAUUACUUGGUUAAAUGCAGAUUAUCACUGCUCUAUAGCUGCAUCUGUACUGGAUCUGGUCCCUCACCCUGAAGGAACAAGACAGACCCCUUGCCCAGGGCACCGAAAGUCGGGUUCACAAGGCAGACACAGCUGGUUUCUGGCUUUGAGCAAAGAUGAGGAUGCUGAUGGCUUUGGAUGACUGACCUCUGCCGCUUUCAGGUGUCCAGAUCUCGACACCAUCUUUUCUAACUAGAUUUAAACUGACAGUGGUUCCCCCCACCCCAAGCCCUGGUUUACCCUGAAUUGCAGCUGAGGGCUGAGAUUGGAAAAUGGGAAUCAAAUAACUUGCCAUGGCUGGGCAGAAGUGGGGAGGGAAGCCCAAGCCCAGCAGGACCGUCACAGGCUAUGGCUGGUGACGAAGACUCAUCUCCAGAUUGGUUCACACUGAUUGAUCCUUCACCCACCCACGGAGGUGAUGAGCAUCACCUGUUCUGCACAGACCGGCAUGGGUGAGCACCACGGAGAUUGCUGGCUCUCUCACAGGCCCAUGUUGGGGGAUCUAUUUCCUUAAAAAUGCACAGAAGUAGCUUGUGAUUUCCAAUAAUAUUCCCCAAAGAGAGAUUUUUAUGUUUUUUGAGGCAGGGAAGAGCCAUCAGGUCCUGACUCACCAUCCACAUGGCAGAGCUCUCAUGGCACAGACUGUAAAGGGCCCAGUUACUGGCUGAGCUCUCGUGGAUGGUGGUGACCAAGGAAACAGGGUUUAUAAUCCUGUUACCAGUGUCCUAAAUCCUCCCGACUGCUUAGAGAAUGGCUGUUGGUGGUGCUGUGAUGGAUCUCAACGGGAUGGCUACAGGAACAUGUGCGGUGUCGUUUCAAUGACUUGAGUCCUUGCACUUACAAGAGAGAGACCUGCAAAUAAACAAAAGUCUGACUUGAGCGUUGCAGCUGGUUUUCUGUAGAGCAUGAUGAUCACCUAGAGAGGCCCUGGUGAACCCAGGGCCAGAAAGCUGCCAUGGCUCCAAGUCCCCCUGUAUGACCCAGCAAUAUGGAAGUCCUGGUCAUAUGUUGAUCCACCAGCUUUUAUUUUAGAUGUUGGUAUUUAAGCCCACCGAGCAGCACAGCAAAGGUGGUUCUGUGGAGCAGAAGCUUGUUGAAAGACUAUAAACCGUGGAAAUGUCUUGGAGUGCGGGCAGAGAGCACCUUUCCAUGGUGCAGCUGGGUUCAACCUUUGGACUACACCAGCGGUUUCUUCUCAGAUGACACCAAACCCAAACCAUAUG